AUGUCAAUCUCAACGCCCCUCACCUCCCUCCUCAACAUCCAAAGCCCCGUCCUCCUCGCAGGCAUGGCAAAGGCCUCCGGCGCACCCCUCGCAGCCGCAGUGUCCAACGCCGGCGGUCUCGGUGUCAUCGGCGGCCUGGGCUACACCCCAGACCAAAUGAACGAGAUGCUCACGGAGCUCAAGUCCCUGCUCAAGGACAAAUCGCUCCCCUUCGGCGUCGACCUCGCCCUCCCCCAAGUCGGCGGCAACGCCCGCAAGACAAACCACGACUACACAAACGGCCAGCUCGACCAGCUCAUUGACGUGGUCAUCAACCACGGGACGAAGCUAUUUGUGUGCGCUGUUGGCAUCCCGCCCGCGCAUGUGAUCAAGCGUCUCCACGAUGCCGGGAUCUUGAUUAUGAACAUGGUGGGUGCGCCGAAGCACGCGGAGAAGGCGCUCAAGGCUGGCGUGGAUAUCAUCUGUGCGCAGGGCGGAGAAGGUGGUGGACAUACUGGAGACAUUCCGUUCUCUGUGCUUAUCCCGGCCAUUUUUGAUACGGUGCAGAAGUAUAAGAGCCCGCUUACAGGACAGACGCCGCUGGUUGUUGCUGCUGGAGGUAUUAACGAUGGGCGGAGUCUGGCAGCUGCCUUGACGCUGGGCGCGGCUGGUGUGUGGGUGGGGACAAGGUUCCUGGCCACGGAAGAGAGUGGUGCGAGCAAGCUGCAUAAGGAGGCUGUUGUCGGCGCGCAAUAUGGGGAGACCAAGCGGACGCUUGUUAUUUCUGGACGACCGCUACGGAUGUUGCCCAACGACUACAUCAAAGAAUGGGAGAAGAAGCCCGAGGAGAUUGCGCGGUUAACGGCGCAGGGUAUUGUGCCAAUAGAGCAUGAUUUCAAUAACGAUAAGGACUUUGAUAUCCCUUACCUCAUGGGUGACGUCUCUGGCAUCAUCAAGGAGAUCAAACCUGCGGGAGUGGUCCUGAAGGAGAUGGUUGCGCAGGCCUCCGAUGUCUUGAAAAAGAGUGCCGCUUAUGCGACGGGCCCUGCGAGCAAGCUUUAA
Molecule: messenger RNA, 1041 nt
Organism: Aspergillus puulaauensis
Lineage: Eukaryota; Fungi; Ascomycota; Eurotiomycetes; Eurotiales; Aspergillaceae
Product: NAD(P)H-dependent flavin oxidoreductase
Exons: 1
Coding region: 1-1041 (346 amino acids)
Molecular function (GO): nitronate monooxygenase activity
Source: RefSeq, a predicted model, not a curated record